Paramormyrops kingsleyae is the source of this 5081-nucleotide messenger RNA. Its product is annotated as bile salt export pump-like. The record is from RefSeq and is a predicted model, not a curated record. Gene Ontology annotation, molecular function: ATP binding; ATP hydrolysis activity; ABC-type oligopeptide transporter activity. Gene Ontology annotation, cellular component: mitochondrial inner membrane. Gene Ontology annotation, biological process: oligopeptide export from mitochondrion. Lineage: Eukaryota; Metazoa; Chordata; Actinopteri; Osteoglossiformes; Mormyridae.
AGGAUGGGCUCCCCUGCUGGCCACAGUGUCCCCGUCACUGCACUGGAGUAUUGGGAUCCACACAGACCACAGGAUGGGCUCCCCUGCUGGCCACGCCAACACCUCUUCCUGCAGCAACAACAGCUGUCCAGAAACAUUCUUGAUUUAAUUUAACCCACUUGGAAAUCAAUCAUUGCCUGUCUCUAAAACUGGCAAAGAAGAUUUUGUUUUUUUAAGAACAGGAAAUUCCUGGGACAUUGAACGUCUUUGAAGGCUUUGACCUACAAAUGGGUGGGUUCAGGCCAACUUUGUUCUUCCUAUUGAUUAGAUGAUUAACUGAACUUGAAGGCCAUAUAGUUUUAUUACAAGAAGAAUGGGAAGACUUUUAUAUGUUUAUUAGAGGUGGAGACAGAAAGAGAGUCUGCUGGGGUAAAAACAGCAGGCUGCAUUGGUGACUGAAGCAAACUCGACUGGAUUUAAGAACACUGAUGAAAAGUUUUACCAAUUUUUAAGAAGUUUUUAAGAAGGCCCUAGAAUAUCCAGGAAUGGGUGAAAUCACUGAAAUGGAAAUCAAACAACCUGUAGAAGAGGGAAAAGAAUGCCAGACGUCGCCAUUAAAUGAUGAUUCCUCAAACACUAAAAAGGGGAGUGAAAAAAAAGACGAAAUCAGCUUGGGUGUUGGAUAUUUUCAGCUGUUCCGUUUUGCGACAUGGAAGGACACGGCCAUAAUGGUAUUGGGGGGGCUGUGUGCCCUAAUCCACGGUGCUGCCUCCCCACUGAUGCUGCUGGUCUAUGGCUUGAUGACGGACACCUUUGUGGACUAUGAGCUGGAGGUCCAGGUGCUGGCAGAUCCCAAUAAGACCUGUACCAAUAACAUCAUCAACUGGCUCAAUGGCUCCAUUUUCCAACAGGCUGACAACACCACAGUGGCUUGUGGAGUAAACAUAGAGGCCCAGAUGACCAUGUUUGCCUAUUACUAUGUUGGCAUUGGAGUUGGAGUCUUCAUCCUUAGUUACUUUCAAAUUUCACUUUGGGUGCUGGCUGCAGCCCGUCAGGUACAGAAGAUUAGGAAGACGUACUUCCGAAAGAUCAUGCGCAUGGAAAUUGGCUGGUUUGACUGCACCUCCACUGGAGAGCUAAACACAAGAAUAUCAGAUGACAUCAACAAAAUUAACAAUGCCAUUGCAGACCAAGUGUCCAUCUUCAUUGAAAGGAUCUCCACCUUCAUCUUUGGCUUCAUGGUGGGCUUUAUCGGGGGCUGGAAGCUGACCCUCGUGGUCGUUGCUGUCAGUCCCCUAAUUGGGCUUGCAGCUGGGUUAAUGGCUAUGGCAGUUGCUAGGCUAACAGGCCGUGAGCUCCAGGCCUACGCUAAGGCAGGCGCAGUGGCGGACGAGGUGCUGUCGUCCAUCAGGACAGUGGCGGCCUUUGGGGGGGAAGCCAAGGAGGCAGAGAGGUACGACAGAAACCUUGUUGAGGCUCAGAACUGGGGCAUCAAAAAGGGGACGAUUGUUGGUGUGUUUCAGGGCUAUCUGUGGUGCAUCAUCUUCCUCUGCUACGCCUUGGCUUUCUGGUACGGCUCCAAGCUGGUCAUUGACACAAAGGAGCUGUCUCCCGGAAGCCUGAUCCAGGUGUUUUUCGGAAUCCUCAUGGCGGCCAUGAACCUGGGCCAGGCCUCACCAUGCCUGGAAGCUUUCGCCUCUGGGCGAGCUGCUGCUAAGACAAUUUUUGACACUAUUGACCGGGAACCAGAAAUCGAUUGCUUCUCAGAGGAGGGCCACAGGUUAGACAAAGUGAGAGGAGAUAUUGAAUUUCACGGUGUUACAUUCCAUUACCCCUCCCGGCCAGAGGUAAAGAUUUUAGACAAGCUGACCGUUCAUGUGAAGUACGGAGAGACCACUGCAUUUGUCGGGCCAAGUGGUUCUGGAAAAAGCACCGCAGUGCAGCUUAUUCAGAGAUUUUACAACCCAGGUGAAGGAAUGGUGACAUUGGACGGCCAUGACAUCCGGGGACUGAACAUCCAGUGGCUUCGAUCCCUGAUUGGGAUUGUGGAGCAGGAGCCCGUGCUGUUUGCCACGACCAUCGCUGAGAACAUCCGCUACGGCCGGCCGGGCGUCUCCAUGGAGGACAUCGUGAAAGCAGCCAAGGAGGCCAACGCCUACAACUUCAUCAUGGAUUUACCGCAGAAAUUCGAGACGCUGGUGGGAGAGGGCGGUGGUCAGAUGAGCGGUGGUCAGAAGCAGAGGAUCGCCAUCGCUCGAGCUCUGGUCCGAAACCCCAGGAUCCUGCUGCUGGACAUGGCUACAUCUGCCCUGGACAACGAGAGCGAGGCUGUGGUACAGGAGGCCCUGGAUAAAGCUCGGUUGGGUAGGACAACCAUCAGCAUUGCCCACCGGCUGUCCACCAUCCGGAAUGCCGACGUCAUCAUUGGGUUUGAACAUGGAAGAGCCGUUGAGAGAGGCACCCAUACUGAGCUUCUUGCGAAAAUGGGCAUCUACUACACCCUGGUCACGCUACAGAACCAGGGCAGUGAUGUGACCAGUGACAUGGUAAAGCAAACUCCUGACAAAGAAAGCAAAGAGGACCCAUGCAUUGAAAGAGUGGGCAGUUUCAGGAGGACAUCCUAUGAAUCUUCAUUAAGGGCAUCUCUACGUCUGAGAUCUGAAUCUCGCAUCUCCAGCGAGUUCAUUCCUGAUGCAAUACGAGAAACGGUCAAAGUCAAACCUGAUUUCAGCAACCACACGGAUCGUGAAACCGAAAAGAAAGAGGAUUCAGAGGAGCUUGUGGAAGCGGCGCCGGUGGCCCGGAUUCUGAAGUACAACCGACCUGAAUGGCCCUACAUGCUUCUGGGCUCACUGGGGGCAGGAGUGAAUGGAUCAGUCAAUCCCAUCUAUGCCAUUUUAUUCAGCCAGAUCCUAGGGGCAUUUUCCGUGACGGACCUGGAUCAGCAGAGGUCCCAGAUCAACGGCAUUUGCAUAUUGUUUAUCAUCGUAGCGGUCACAAGCUUCUUCUCCCAGUUUCUACAGGGCUACUCCUUUGGGAAAUCUGGGGAACUUCUGACACGAAGGCUGAGGAGGAUGGGAUUCCAGGCCAUGCUGAAGCAAGAGAUCGGCUGGUUCGACGACCCGAGAAACAGCCCUGGAGCUCUUACCACAAGGCUGGCGACGGAUGCUUCCAUGGUUCAAGGGGCCACUGGGUCACAGAUCGGAAUGAUUGUCAAUUCCCUGACUAGCAUUGGAGCGUCCCUUAUCAUAGCGUUCUACUUUAGCUGGAAGCUAAGCCUUCUGGUGGCCUGCUUUCUGCCACUUAUCGGGCUGUCAGGGGCUUUCCAGGCAAAAAUGCUGACAGGCUUCGCAAAUGAGGACAAGGAAGCCAUGGAGACUGCAGGGCGGGUUUCCAGUGAGGCGUUAGCUAACAUCAGGACCAUCGCAGGGCUGGCUAAGGAGAGCAUGUUUGUCGAUUUGUACGAGAGGCAACUGGAGGCCCCAUAUCGGGCUGCCAAAAAGAAGGCCAGAGUUUAUGGAAUCUGUUUCGCAUUUGCACAGUGUGUCAUAUUUAUGACAUAUGCGGCCUCCUUUCGAUAUGGUGGCUAUCUGGUCAACAAUGAAGGACUACAUUAUAUGUUAGUUUUCAGGGUGAUAUCUGCUGUAGUGAUCAGCGGCACAGCCCUGGGGAGGGCCUCCUCCUUCACCCCCGACUACGCCAAAGCCAAAGUUGCAGCCGCCCAGCUCUUCAAGCUGCUCGACAGAGUCCCACAAAUCAGCCAGGCUGGGGGACAGAAAUGGGAAGGAUUUAAAGGGGAGAUAGAGUUCGUCAACUGCAGAUUUACAUACCCUUCAAGGCCAGACAUCCAGGUGUUAAAUGGGCUUGUUGUGUCAGUGAAGCCAGGCCAGACCUUGGCUUUUGUCGGCAGCAGUGGUUGUGGCAAGAGCACCAGCAUCCAGCUGCUGGAGAGAUUCUAUGACCCGGAUGAUGGCAGAGUGUUGAUAGAUGGUUAUCCAACGGGGAAUAUCAGUGUGCCGUUCCUAAGAUCCCAGAUUGGUAUCGUCUCCCAAGAGCCCGUGCUAUUUGACUGUAGUAUAGGUGAAAACAUCCAGUAUGGAGACAACAGUCGAACAGUUGGCAUGGAUGAGGUCAUCGCUGCUGCACAGAAAGCCUAUUUGCAUGACUUUGUCAUGUCAUUGCCAGAUAGAUAUGAGACGCAGGUUGGUGCCCAGGGCUCCCAGCUGUCCCGGGGGCAGAAGCAGUGCAUCGCCAUCGCUCGGGCCAUUGUCAGAAACCCCAAGAUCUUGCUGCUGGAUGAGGCCACGUCUGCCCUGGAUACAGAGAGCGAGAAGGAGGUGCAGGCUGCUCUGGACGAAGCCAGACGGGGUCGCACCUGUAUGGUCAUAGCGCACAGGCUGUCCACCAUCCAAAACGCCGAUAUCAUAGCUGUCAUGUCCCAGGGGGUUGUGAUCGAGAAAGGCACGCAUGAAGAGCUGAUGGCCAAGAAGGCUGCGUAUUACAAACUGGUCACUACAGGGGCACCUAUUAGUUAAGACAGAAAUACAGUAGCAAUAUUUGAUAUUUAUUCAUUUUGUGAUUUUAUGUAUCAUAAAAAACAAAAAUAAAGUUUUGAUGCAGGGAUGCAAACUUUGGUGAGCUGGCUGGCGUGAGAUAUUCAAUUCGAGACAAGUUUCAGGGCUGCCAAUUUUCACGCAUCUGGCGGGACACUCACGCGUUCAGAUUGUCAAGACCAUGCAAGAAUUUUUAGGGUAAAUCUCUAUUAGGCCACUUAAAAUUAAUAAAUUGUUUUACAUGACUCAAACUUCUAAAAUAUUGGUGAGUAUAGGGGAUUUUAUAUUUUAUAUUUUUUAGUGAAAAGACGAUCGGCAACAGAGAUAUAGCCUACUAAAACUAGAAAAUUAAACUUUAAUUUGUCAGUAUCUCAACAUUUUAAACUCUCAACAGUUCAAACAAUUACAAGAAAAGAGAAACCUUCAAAACAAAUGCCUAGUCUAAGUGUUUAAUGGUCUUGCCACAGAAUGGCCCAAUAAAAGCGUCCUCCUGACAAUAACAAAACAACAGCACUUCCAUUGUUUCAAACAAUAGAAGUGCUGUUGUUU